This is a messenger RNA of Camellia sinensis, 660 nucleotides long. The record is from RefSeq and is a predicted model, not a curated record. NCBI's taxonomy places the organism in Eukaryota, Viridiplantae, Streptophyta, Magnoliopsida, Ericales, Theaceae.
AUGUGUAUUUAUAAUAUUUAUCCUACUGCACAAAGUCCUGAUGUUUCUGUCAAUUCUCCUCGAAUUGACAGGAUGGUUGAAUUUCCAUUAGCCUCAUACGAAGACUCAGUCAUUCCCAUCCGAAGAACUUUAUCAACCUCUGCACAAGGUUCCUCCACCUCGCCACAAGGUGACCAAUCAAUCAUGAAGGACAAAUGUGCGGUGCAGGUGUUAGAAAGAAACUUUGGCGGAUUAAGUUUUGGCAAAAUUAAGUUGGGUGGAGAGGAUGGAAGUGAGUGCUCAGACCAAAACGCGACAGCUGGGGCAUCGAGCCGGACGUCGUCAGACUUGCAGCGUCAUCCAUUUGACAUGUCCUCAUACCAGCAGCGAGCUGAAGCUUUGGAAGGGUUGCUUGAAUUUAGUGCAAGACUGCUGCAAGACAAAAGGUACAAUGAACUGGGGGUGUUGUUGAAGCCGUUUGGACCAGGGAAGGUUUCUCCUAGAGAAACUGCAAUUUGGUUGACAAAGAGCUUCAAGGAAAACGCACUCAAGCCGGAAGAUCAAUACUAAUGAAUGGCUGACACGUGUGCUGUAUUCAGUCCGGUAAUGAAAUUUAGAGGUUUGCUGAUAAAGUUUUUGCACUGGUAGAAAUUGAUGUAGUAGAUAUAUACUAGUGAGGUG